AUGGUCAUGCAUCUCUCGCAGACCUUGGAAGAAGCCCUCGACGCUUCAGAUAAAUUCAUCCGAGUCGAGGAAUGGAAUAAGGCAAAGCUGCAAUCUCAGUCAGGGCUUGCAAAGCCAAAAGGGCAGCCAGCCAAAGGUCCAAGGUCGAGGAAAGGGAAGGCAAAAGCCUCAGAAGCUCCCUCGACCGCAAAGCCGAAGAACGAUAAGGCUCCCUAUUUGGGAAAAUUCGAAUCUUACACCCCUCUCACAUUACCACGUACUAAGAUCUUUAGUGCGACGAGGGAGGAGGGAAGAUUCAAAAAGCCGAAGCCACCUCCUUCUUGGCAUCAGAAGAAAGGGAAGGACCAUUGGUGUGAGUUCCACGAAUCUCGUGGGCACCGCACAGAGGACUGCCUUCAGCUGAAGGACCAGAUUGAAGAGCUGGUCCAGAAAGGGUACUUAAAGAAAUAUGUCGCGGAGCGUCGCGAAGAAAAGAAAGCUGAGAAAGACUCUCGGCAGGAUCUGGACUACCACCGGAAAAGGGACAGACCUCCCGAGGGAGGAAACAAUGACAUCCUAACCAUUGCCGGGGAUAUUUCUUGGAAUGCACUAAAGCGCCAACUGAGGGGUCUCACCCAUCAGAUUCAUCAUGCUGAAUUCCGAAAACCGCAGUCUCUGGUGCCGAACAUGAUGUUCACAUUCGAAUAUUGCAGGGGGGUGGUGUAUCCCCAUGAUGACCCACUGGUUAUCAUGACAAGCAUCGCAAACCACAACGUCUAUCGGACACUGGUAGACGGGGUCAGCGGGGCGAAUAUACUUUUCCGAAAGGCAUUCGACCAGCAGAAGUUAGAGAGCAAGCACUUGACUCCUGUUCCAAACCCGGUUACUGGGUUUAACGGCUUCCUUCAUAUCCCGAUGGGAAAAUUCUUCUUCCCGUCAGCCUUGGCCAAGACCAAGCAAGACAAAGCAUCAUGGCCGAAUUCUUGGUCAUCGAUGCCCCAUCAGUUUACAACGUCAUUAUGGGGAGACCCCUCAUCCAUGAUGUUCAAGGAGUCGUCUCGACAUAUCAUCAAGCAAUGA
Messenger RNA from Chenopodium quinoa (quinoa), 1059 nucleotides. RefSeq lists its product as uncharacterized. The transcript has a single exon. Lineage: Eukaryota; Viridiplantae; Streptophyta; Magnoliopsida; Caryophyllales; Amaranthaceae. Bases 1 to 1059 code for a protein of 352 amino acids. The record is from RefSeq and is a predicted model, not a curated record.